Messenger RNA from Epinephelus moara (kelp grouper), 2841 nucleotides. Its product is annotated as gasdermin-E-like. Gene Ontology annotation, biological process: programmed cell death. The transcript has 10 exons. The record is from RefSeq and is a predicted model, not a curated record. Bases 278 to 1684 code for a protein of 468 amino acids. Lineage: Eukaryota; Metazoa; Chordata; Actinopteri; Perciformes; Serranidae. Gene Ontology annotation, cellular component: cytoplasm.
CCACAGCUCUGACCAAACACUGCUGCUGUCCGCCCUACCUGCGGUUUAUAUUGGUUUUAAAAGGGACCUUACACUGUGGAAAGUGACACUGUUACAUCAGGAGGACUUCUGAUCCGCGUUUGGACAACUUGGUGUGCUUUUACGCAUGGCAACAUCGGUGACGUUCCAGGAGUGACAACUGAGCGGACCGGUGCUCUAAACGUGCGACACUUAAUCCGUAUUUAUAGAGUUGUUUAGAAGCUAUUUGAGCUGUCUGCAGUCCUCGUCCGCUGAAGCCAUGUUUUCCAAAGCCACUGCCAACUUUAUCCGUCAGAUUGACCCCGAAGGAAGCCUCAUCCAUGUGUCCCGAGUAAAUAACUCAAAGAAACUGGUUCCCAUGGCAGUGGUCGUCAAACGCAACCGCAUGUGGCUCUGGCAGAGCCCCAAGUACCAACCAACAGAUUUCACUCUCAGUGACUUGUUGCAAGGCGACGAGGUGCUCAGUCCUGUGGUGUCUGAGACAGAAUUCUUGACCUACGAGGGGACGUUUAGAGACACACUCUCUGGGAAGCUGGACGCUGAGGCUGGCUCUGUCAGCCUCGCAGUGGAAGGAAAGGGCUCAUCCAAGCUCCAGUCAUGUUUUGGCAAGCUGAAGAAAGAGGAACUGGAUGUGAAGAAGCUGAUACGGGACUCCAGCAGCAGGCUGGUGGACAUGCAGAACCCAUUGGUGCGGCAGCUGGAGAAGAGAGCUGACGUGCUGGCAGUGGUGAAGGAGAGGAUCAUCACCACCAAGACCUGCUCUAUCACCCAGACCAAAAAGGAGCAGUGCCUUUUUCAGGGGAUGCUCAGGCUGUUGGCCGUGCUUGGGACCCCUGCUAAGGUGUGCGCGAAGACCAACAACGACAUUGAGUCAGACAGUGAUGUUUCCUUGGAGAUCCCCUCCGGUACAGUCGUUGCAUACAGCAUCCUGGAGCUGGAGAUUAAAAAAAAUGGACACUAUAAUAUAUGUCUACAGCCUGGCACAAUAGGAGGCAUUGAGCAAGACUCGCCCAUGUCCUGGACAUCCCAAGAUUCCUCGGAUGUGGUGGACAGCAUGGGCAAUGGUCCUCUGCAAAAUGGAUCACAGGAGAUGGACCUCUCUCCUCUGUCAGAGCUGCCCCAGUCAACUCGAUAUGCCUUGUUCAAGAGACUCCAAGAAAUAAUGCGGGACAGAACUGCUCUGUCAUAUAUGGAGUGUUUGCUGGAGGACUUGUGCAGUGGUGAAACAAUCGAUAUGGAGGAGCUGUCGGAAAGUCAGAGAGAAUCAUUGGCAGCCAUAGUGGGCCAAUUGGCGGAGAACAGCCAGAGUGGUAUCCUUCCCCACCUAAAUGCGGCUCACCUGUUGGUCAGUGCCAUGGAAGAGCUGCCUGAUGAAACUCUGAGCCUCUUGAGUGAGAGCCAACCUGAUUUUCUGGAGGCCCUCGACACACUGAUGUGCACGUUGCAGAAGAGCUGCAACCCUGUCUCCAUCCAGUGUCUUCCGGUCCUGCUGCAGGACAACCAGGCCUUCCAGCUGACAGAACGGCUGCUCAGCUCUACGAAUGUGACUCUGAGGAGGGACGGCAACAGGCUGUGGAGGGAGACAAGAAAUGGAGCGAGAGUUCUCCCUUUGGUCCUCUGUCUGAGCAUACAGGGAUUGUCCCUGCUGUGCAAAGGGUUAAAGUAGUCAUAACGUCUGCACGUGCACUUUCUUUUCUUCCUUUCUUUAUAUUACAUUCUCUCAAUUUCUUUCUUUAUUGUGAAGUUUAUUGGGACUAAGCUCGCUGCUGGUUGUUGCAUAAAAUCAACAUCACUAUAUUAUUAUUUUUUAAAUGUUGUUUACUAUUGCCCACAGUAUCGUACAGAUAAUAUUAUAUUGUUUAUUCCUUCAUAUAGUUUUAUUACUUAGCAAGCAGCUCAUAUUUUUGUAGAAACAAAGGAAAUAUAUAUAUUUUAUGUGAUGACUUCAGCGCAGCUCAGACAGGAUUUAUAGAUGUCUCACUCUUUUAAAGCUUGUUAUCCAUGAAGGAGGUUUCUCGUUGAUCAGGCACCUUACAGAAAUGUGUCCUACAAAUUAUUGUUUUGGUUUUUUUUUUUUUUUUUUUUUUUACAAAUCUAGCUUUAUUUUUUAUUCCACAUUUUUUCGCACAUUGUAGGGUAGUUCAGUGACCCCAGAUCCACCGGAUCUACUGAAAGUACACCCUAGUUAAGCUGAAAAAAUGUUCGGAUUUGUUAGCUCAAGAAAUCUUUACAUGUGGUAGAUGUCAAGUUUGGCAAUUAACAACAAAAUGUAAGACUUGAUCCAUGCCAACCAUACACAACAUUAAUAACAUUGAUACAUUUAUGCUGUAUCCUGAUUUUGCACGCCUGUUCUUGCCAGGUUCUCUACUUUAAAGUAGGCUGCAUUUUAUUUACGCUGCUCCUCCUAAUCAAGAGAACAACUAUGUUAUUUAUCAAGAAAACUAUAUAUUUAACCUUCUUUCAUUAAAAUGCAGUAUUGAUGUUAUGUGUAUUUUCACGAGCUAAAAAGUGUUUUUGCCAUACGGCCUUACAGCCACUUGUUUGUCCGUUAACAUUAUAACUUAUCGUUGUUUGCAAAAAAUACUUGUACUUUAUACUAUAUUCAAACAUUCUGAAAAAUCCUUGCAUUUAAGUGUCAUUGCUCUAUCAAUGUGUAUUUUGUUGUCCUUACAGAUAUGGGAAAUAAAGCUUUUUUUAUAUUGCAUGAACAGUAUCUCUGAAAGAUGAAGAAAUGUGAUGCAUAAUGAGGAGCUGUGUUCAACGUUGUUGGAAGUAUUUAAGAAAAAUGUUUACUCUUGAGGUCAACCUCCGUGGUCUGUGUUG